This is a messenger RNA of Effrenium voratum, 1212 nucleotides long. NCBI's taxonomy places the organism in Eukaryota, Dinophyceae, Suessiales, Symbiodiniaceae. The record is from the annotation of a GenBank genome assembly.
AUGUCCACCACAAAGCAGGCAAAAUCUGCGUCCGCGACAGAGCAGGCAAAAUCUGCGCGCGCCUUAUAUCCACGCGCACCUUAUGUCAGCCACAAAGCAGGCAAAAUCUCUUAUGUCCACCACAAAGCAGGCAAAAUCCGCACCUUAUGUCCACCACAAAGCAGGCGAAAUCUGCGCGCACCUUAUGUCCACCACAAAGCAAUAACUGUUUUCCAUUUUCUGGAAAGAAGAACUUCUUUCGGCCAACGUGUUGGACACAAACUUCACCUCCUUCCUCCAACGGACACCAGCUGUGAGUUUGGCAAAAACAUUCAGUUGCUGGUUGAGGUGAUCGCCCUUCUGGCGACGCUUGUGUUUUCCUGCCCGAACUUGGACUGGAGCCCGAUCGACCACCUGGAGACGUUCGCCGGGCAGUGCGCCGUGACAAAGGCAGAAUGGCAGGCUGGACGCAAGGCGGUCCCUUUCGAGAUCUUGGUGGGGGGCGAUUGCAUGGACUUCUGCUCUCCGGCGGGCUUCGCCAACGCAGUGUACCAGACACUGCGAACCUCUCCUGGGGGAGGGGCGCUUCACGCGCCCGUUUGCAGCACUUGGGUGUUCAUGUCGAGGGGAUCGACUCUCAGGUCGCCCACAAGGCCACUUGGCCGCGGCGACAGCCAGAAAGUGGCCGACGGCAAUCUGCACGUGGCUCGCUGCGCGGUGCUUUGCAUUCUCGCUGCUGCCAAGGGCAUCUUCUGGCUUCUGGAGCAGCCGUCGACUUCGAUCAUGGAGACCCACCCAUCCUUCCAGAAGAUGCUCAAGAUUCUACACGUGCGGAAGCUCAUCUUCGACAUGAAGGACUUCGGAGCAAACACCCAGAAGCGGACCAUACUGUACAGCAGCCACGAAGAGGUGGACGACCUCCUGCUGCACAAGCAUCCUCGCAAGCGGUGCCACUCAAAGGAGAUGGUUAUCCGCUACACGGACUCCAGUGGAAAAUCGCGUUGCAAAGGAGGACGGGAUCUCAAAAUGAGCCAGACCUAUCCUCGGGAGUUUGGGCACGCCCUGUCAGCUGUCCGCACCAAGAACUUGAAGAAAAUCAAAGCCAAGGCGAAGAAGUUCCUGCGAGACGCCAAGGUGAAGGGUGGCGAAGUUGACAGGAACCGACGCUCCAACGCCCACUGGGUCAAGCAUGCCAAGCUGAUGCCAGUGUUUGAGUAUCUCGCCGGACGGUGA